GCAUGACAUUUCAACGCACCAAUCACUUGCGGAGGAGCUGAUUGAGUCUACUUCCCUACACUCGAAUAGCUGAGAGGAAAAGGACGGACAGCGAUCUCGCACGGAUAUCUCAUCAUCAGCCGAGUCUGCACGGUCAGAUCGCCCGUGAGAGACCUCCGAGAUACAGCGGGUCGUCGAUAUCUCUUUCGACCCGGUCACAGUGUCUGCUGCAGGGAGAUGGCCGGGAUCUUGGCGUGGUUUUGGAACGAGAGGUUCUGGCUCCCGCAUAAUGUAACCUGGGCUGACUUAAAAAACACAGAUGAGGCAACGUUCCCGCAAGCCGAGGAUCUUUAUCUGGCGUGUCCUUUAGCAUUCUGCAUCUUUAUGAUACGGCUGGUUUUCGAAAGGUUUAUUGCCAGACCAUGUGCCAUGGGCCUGAAGAUCCAAGCCAACGGGCCACAAAAAGCACAGCCCAAUGCUAUCCUGGAGAAGGUUUUCACUGCCAUAACCAAGCACCCAGAUGAGAAGAGGUUGGAGGGCCUGUCCAAGCAGUUAGACUGGGAUGUGCGGACCAUCCAGCGCUGGUUCAGACAACGCCGCAACCAGGAGAAGCCCAGCACACUUGCCCGAUUCUGUGAAAGCAUGUGGAGAUUUACAUUCUAUCUAUACAUAUUUACCUAUGGAGUGCGUUUCCUUAAAAAGAGUCCAUGGCUUUGGAACACUAAAGAGUGCUGGUACAACUACCCUUACCAGCCACUGACUGUGGACAUCCAUUAUUACUAUAUACUGGAGCUGUCUUUCUACCUGUCUUUACUCUUUUCCCAAUUCACAGACAUCAGGAGGAAGGAUUUCCUGAUCAUGUUCCUGCACCAUGUGGCAACAAUCUCCCUCAUCACGUUUUCCUAUGUGAACAACAUGGCACGAGUGGGAACCCUGGUCAUGUGUCUCCACGAUGCAGCCGAUGUGCUAAUAGAGGCUGCCAAGAUGGCCAACUAUGCCAAAUGUCAGAUACUGUGCAACCUACUGUUUGCAAUGUUUGCAAUUCUCUUCAUAAGUUCCAGGCUGGGAGUUUACCCUGUCUGGAUUUUAAAUACCACCUUGUUCGAGAGUUGGGAGAUUGUAGGGCCCUACCCGUCUUGGUGGGUCUUCAACCUGCUUCUGGUCCUGCUGCAGCUUCUUCACUCCUUCUGGUCCUACCUCAUAGUGAAGACAGCAUGCCGAGCCAUCUCCAAAGGAAAGGUGGGAAAAUGGAAUCCGUUACAUGUGUCUAAAGACGACCGCAGCGACAUUGAGUCCAGCUCUGAUGAGGAUGACAGCCCCCCACCCAAUCAGAAGCACCACAACAGCGCCACCACCAAUGGGACCAACAAAAAUCACGGGACCAACGGCUACCUGACAGGAGCCCCAUAUCCCGACGAACACUGACUAAGCUGAUAUCACAACACUGGAGCCAUGCUACAGACACCAUCCAUCAAUCUGUGUGUGUGUGUGUGCGUGUGUG
This is a messenger RNA of Micropterus dolomieu (smallmouth bass), 1480 nucleotides long. It is a transcript of the gene cers6, whose product is annotated as ceramide synthase 6. Gene Ontology annotation, biological process: ceramide biosynthetic process. The record is from RefSeq and is a predicted model, not a curated record. The transcript is spliced from 11 exons. Bases 217 to 1404 code for a protein of 395 amino acids. Gene Ontology annotation, cellular component: membrane. Gene Ontology annotation, molecular function: sphingosine N-acyltransferase activity; DNA binding. NCBI's taxonomy places the organism in Eukaryota, Metazoa, Chordata, Actinopteri, Centrarchiformes, Centrarchidae.